Molecule: messenger RNA, 720 nt
Organism: Caretta caretta (loggerhead turtle)
Lineage: Eukaryota; Metazoa; Chordata; Testudines; Cheloniidae
Gene: CMTM8
Product: CKLF like MARVEL transmembrane domain containing 8
Biological process (GO): myelination
Cellular component (GO): membrane
Molecular function (GO): structural constituent of myelin sheath
Source: RefSeq, a predicted model, not a curated record
CUGCGCUCACGUGCCGCCGCCCCGCUCCCGGCGCCCAUUGAGCGUGGCCAGAGGCCGGGCUGAGCCCUGCGCACCCCGGGCUCGCACCGCGCCGUGGGGGAGGCUGCCCAGCCCAGCCCGGGUCCCGGCGGCUGAAGAUGGAGCAACCGCCUCAGCCGCGCCCUGGCGCCCAGACGGUCACCACCAGCAGCAGCAGCAGCUCCUUCACCGCCAGCUUCUCCCCGGCCGGCGCCAGCACCCUCGCCUACGACAGGGAGUUCCUGCGAACCGCGCCCGGCAUCCUCAUGCUGGCCGAGAUCGUGCUAGGGCUGCUGGUAUGGACACUGAUUGCUGGAACAGAAUAUUUCCUGUAUCCUGCCUUCGGCUGGGUGAUGUUUGUGGCUGUAUUUUACUGGGUUCUUACUGUCUUCUUUUUAAUCAUCUACAUGACAAUGACCUACACUAGGAUUCCCCAGGUGCCAUGGACCACGGUGGGUCUAUGCUUUAAUGGAAGUGCCUUUAUUUUGUACCUCAUUGCUGCCAUUGUAGAUUCAUCUUCAGUUACCAACGAGCAGAAUAGCCACAAUUACAACAGCUGGGCAGCUUCUUCAUUCUUCGCCUUUGUGGUUACCUUCUGCUAUGCAGGAAAUGCCUAUUUUAGUUUUAUAUCUUGGAGAUCACGGACCUCACAGUAAAUAUUUUGUUUAAAAAAAAAAAUUUGUGGAUAUAAAAUCUCAGGAG